AUGCCUGUAACAGACGUACCCCAAGUGCAAUUUGAACAACCAGACCUGCUGUCAGCCAACACAAAUUUCCGCCCCGCAAACAACCCAAAACCGAAAUCUUCUGAACAAUUGAAAAUGGACGGAUUUACGAAAAGGCCCAUUACACUGAGCAAAAAAGCCCAAUUAGACAUGCAAUUGCUGCUCAUGAUAGCAAAAGAAUACCAGCCCUUUAAUUUAGUAAACGACAUAGAGUUCAGAAAAUUCGUGACCCUAUUGAAUCCAUCCUACACUUUACCGACCCCGAAAACCCUGUCAGAAAACCUCCUGCCCCAACAAUAUCUAAAGCUCAAACAAAAAGUUAAGGAUCAGUUAUCAAAGGCUCUUGCAGUAUGCGUCACAACCGAUGGCUGGACUUCAGACAACAAUGAGAGUUUUAUCGGUGUCACUGCACAUUAUAUUGACCCGGAGACCAGUGAACUUUGUUCAUAUUUACUCGGCUGCAUCGAAUAUGAAGAAAGUCAUACGGCAGAAAAUCUUCAUCAGUUUUUGAGAGAGCAGUUCAAGGAGUGGGAUAUUGGACAUAAAGUGGGGGCGAUCGUAAGUGAUAAUGCAGCUAACAUUUUGGCUGCAAUCCACUUAAGUGAUUGGCGGUCAGUCAGCUGUUUUGCUCACACGCUUAACCUAAUUGUACAAACUGCCCUCGGAUGUAUAUCGGAAAUUACAGGCAAAGUAAAAAAAAUUGUAGAAUUUUUCCAUAGAUCGACAACAGGAUUAAAUAAACUAAAAAGUAUACAACUACAAAUGAAUGCACCCCAAUUGAAAUUGAAGCAGGACGUUAUUACACGCUGGAACUCAACGUAUGACAUGCUGGAUAGGGCCACAAAGAUAAAAGAAGCCUUGAUUGCUACAUUGGCGCUUAUCAGACAAGAUUUAGUACUAUCCGCUGAAGACUGGAGGGUAAUCGAAAGUGCUGUCCCGAUUUUAAAAAUUUUCUACGAAGUCACUACUGAAAUUUCAAGCGAGAAAACAGUAAGUCUCUCCAAAGUGAUCGUCUAUUGUAGACUACUUUCGCGACACAUAGAUCAGCGCGUGUCGCGAACAGAAUUAGAAGAUCCAACCCAGAUCAAGAAUCUGCUGCAAACAUUGCAAGAUCAAUUGAAAAAGCGUUUCAAAAAUAUAGAAACGAGCGUGUUGCAUGCGGAGAGUACGAUACUGGACCCCAGAUUCAAGCACCGAGGUUUCCGACUUGAACAGAACUACGAAAAAGCUUUAGCAGACCUGAAAACAAAAGUAGGAGCAAUGCGACCAGCAAAUACGCCGCACCUGGCUGAACCUGCGCCUCCUUCUGCUAUCGCAUCGAACACACCAUCUGCAACUGCAACCUCGGGAAACUCAAUCUGGAACGAAUUUGAUACGGAAAUAGCAAACCUAGUUCCAGCAAACAAUACAGCGGCGGGAAUAGUCGAAAUUAAUAAAUAUCUGCAGGAACCUAUUAUUAAUAGGACUUUACAAAGUCCUUGGCUCAACCACAACCAUGCUCAACUGCUCAGUGAUUAA
Molecule: messenger RNA, 1536 nt
Organism: Plutella xylostella (diamondback moth)
Lineage: Eukaryota; Metazoa; Arthropoda; Insecta; Lepidoptera; Plutellidae
Product: zinc finger BED domain-containing protein 4
Source: RefSeq, a predicted model, not a curated record